Messenger RNA from Misgurnus anguillicaudatus (oriental weatherfish), 3458 nucleotides. It is a transcript of the gene ark2n, whose product is annotated as arkadia (rnf111) N-terminal like PKA signaling regulator 2n. Lineage: Eukaryota; Metazoa; Chordata; Actinopteri; Cypriniformes; Cobitidae. The record is from RefSeq and is a predicted model, not a curated record.
CCGGAAGUGACGCAUGCACAUUUGUUCCAGCGACGGCUAGUGGGGACAUUUUAAAAUAGCAAACUGCUAAAGGGGUCGGAAAGUCGAGAACCCAGAGUUGUUUUUCGUAUAAUAUAUAUAAAUUACACAUUUCCAUGUACAUAUGAAUACAAGCGUAAGAUGCUGAGGAGAAAAGACACAUGAAGACAGAUUUGAUUCAGGUCAACCGCCCCUCUUUAUCACCUAGCAACUGCCACUACAGAGACGUUGCCCCUGGCCCCGCCCUCCAGAGAUGACUGAUGCCCAGAAGGCCAACGAGCUCCCUGAAUGCCCUUCAGAGGGCGGGGCCAUCGCAGAAGAACAAGACAUGCUCCUGAAACAAGAAACCACGUCCACCAGCUCACCGGCUUGUGAAGAGCCAAACGGCAUACAGAGUCCUGAGAAAGAGCCCGUCCCUGGCCUACUCUCCAUGCCAUGCUUACUGAAAGAGCUUCACAGAGACUCCGCCCCCGGGCAGCCGCAGGAAACGGAUCCUUCGACCACGGCUCAGCCCGGCCCUCAAGAAGACAGCGACUCGUCCGUCUGCCUGCGAUCGCCAUCCUCCUCCGGUCAUCUUGGCGACUCGGACACGCUUUCAUCUGCGGAGGAAGCCGCCGCACCCACCCAAGCUGCGAGCAGGAAGUCACGGCGUUCGCAUUCUGAGAGCGACACGUCCUCUGUCGCCAUGGCAGCCAAGAAAAAUCGUUGCCAGGAGAAGCAGGUGAACGGGCGGGUUCGUGUGAGGGGUCCACGGAGCCAGAAGCAGAAACAGCGCAUGCGACAGUUGCGGCAGAAACGGGAGGCUGCGGCGAGGCGCAAGCCUGACGUGCUCCAGGACAGCAGUACGAGCGACAGUGACAUCACAGCCCACUCUUCAUCGUCGUCACCGUUAACUGCCUCGUCUGACAACGAAGGCGAGACAAUCAACUCUCACGCGCCAGCUGGUCAACGCCGAGCCGAGAGUUCCGGAGCUUCAGCGCGAGGGCGGGGCCAAUUCGACAUGGGUGUGGCCGGCACCAGUCUGGGCGGAGUCUUGGAGGAAGCUCUCACGAGAUUCGCCGCGAUGCAGAGACAGACCGAGGAACGCUUUCGCGUGUGGAUGGACAGACUGACCCGGCUGCAUUCAGACGACGAUCUUUCGUCCAGUGAAAAUCCGGAGGUGCGGAGCCAAGUUAGUUCGUUCCUGCCGUCGUCCGAGUCGCAGGAGACUUUGGCGGCCUAUCAGAUGGCCCGAAUGAAUGCCAACCUGGUUCAACCAACACAGACUGCCAGCCUCAAUGGAAACGUGGAUCCAUCCGAGCCAAACGUUUGAGGAACGUUACCAUCGCUUGUGCCGACUCGAUCUGACUGCUCUUUAAUGGAGACUCAAUGCACAAACUUUUUUCUUUAUUUCCCAAUAAAACAUCGUAACUCUCCCUUAAAAGCUCUCUUAUACGCAUUUCUCUUUUAAAAGAAAAGUUUGCCUAAGUUUAAAUUCUGUCAUUUACUCAAAUUCUAAUUUUCAUUCGUAAAACACAAAAGGUGAAUUUUGUAAAGAAUAUUCUGGCCACUCCUCGCCUUGAAAUGAAAGUAAUAAGGGGACUGAAUUUUUCAAGCUCUAAGUAUAAUAAAAUUUAAAUUUAGCUCAAAUUCAGGCGUUCUGAAGCAAUACGAUAGCUUUGUGUAACUUAUUUUGGUCUGUUACACACACACGUUACAUUUUAUUCUUAACAUUUUUUAAGAACUUGACAACUUCAGUCCCUGUUUUCACAUUUUGGGGUGAACUAACCCUUUAACUUCAUCUGUCUCAGCUGUUUUUCUUAAUGUGUAGUCGCAUCUCAGGGCGCCGCCACAGUCAGUGCCUUUGUGAGCUCUUGUCUUUGGAGAGCCAGUUCUUCCAUUCACUUGGAGUCGAAUCUUGUAGUGAAUCAUUUAAAUGAAUCAUUUGUCUUCCCCGUAGAAUAACAAUGACUGACGAGUUGUUUCUCCAAAAGACUCCUGAAGUUUUUUGCCUUGACUGCCAUUUUGUGUGUUUGUCUCCUCAUCCACGUUCACUUAGAUCACUCGGACUGGCACGUCUACCAAAGAACUCGUACUCUUUGUUUGCAUUGUGGCUUGUUCUUACAGGUUCUUAUUUAAACGCUUCUUCCAAAGCAAAACGUGCAUGAAAAUAGCUGGAGUGCUGUGAUGUUAUGACUACAUGCACUACAUUAGUUUAAAUGCUAAGUACUAACCUAAAACUCGGACGAAUGAGGAUUUGUUCAUUCAAACACUAAUAUCAGUGCUGCGUAUGCAAAUACACUGGAAUGAUGUUACUUAGAAAUGCAGAAACUUUAGAUUAAAUUGUCCCUUUGCAAAUACAUUUGUUAUAUUCACAUAAAUGCACAGUUAUUGUUUAGUUAGUAGGCACGUCUCCCAGUCAUAUUUUGCAUCAAAAUCAAGAAAACAUUUACAAUUAUAAAGAUUUUUGGGUAUAUUCCUUUUACUUUUAAUACUUGAUGCAUUUUGUGAGAUUUUCUUUAUAUUUGAUCAUGAUUCUCAUUGAUGAAAACGGUGCGUUGUUUUGUGUAGUUUUAAAUCGCCAAAUGUAAAAUUGUUUUAAUAUUUCAUACAUGUAUAUCGACAAAAUAUUUUAGACAAUUUAGACAUAAAAGGUAAUAUUUUGAUUUUGGAGUUGAAUAUGACUGGGACAUUUUGGGACAUGUUUUGUGACAUUCACACAUACUGUAAUUUUACUAUAGUGACUUGCAAGAGGACUUCAACCAUGUUUACUGUGUCUGAAGAAGAAUGUUUACGGUUUUAUUAUUAUUAUUUUUUAUUAUUAAGAUAAUCAGGCUGCCUACUGAUUUUAAUAUCAAUGUUUUAGAUGUCCUCCACGUAAUUCAUAGAUUAAGUACUUGAAUAAGUAUUGAGUAACCAGAGAUGGGUGUUUUUCUGUAUGUCAUCGAUUUACAAUAAUAGUGUCUGACCAAAACCAAAAGUAGGUCAGGUAAUGUUUUUUUUUUUUUUUGUGUUUUCAUGUCUAUCAUGUAACACAAUAUUGAGGUUUGAUGUCUGCUCUGUUACUAGCUGGUAAAUAAAUAUAUACACCUCACCUCAUGCACCUUUUAAGUGGUUUUAGUGUAAAAUGAAUGCAGUUUUAACAAGUACUGUUUCUGUUUAAUAGUCAUUCAAAGUAGCAUUAAUGUUGUCUCACAUAAGGAUUGUUGAUGCUUUAAGUUAAAAAGUCACUUGGAUUUGUUGUUUCUGUAAGACGUCUAAUGCGGGGUGAAGAUAUUAACACUUGUGACUAGUUAAGGAAAUGUUUAUUAGAAAUUGCAACAUAAAUAACAGUAUAUAAGAAUGACGGUCUGUAAAGUAACAAGCAAUUUAUAUAAAAACAAGUAGGGUUGGGCGUUCAUUCAUAUCUCUGUAAUUUUGGGAUUCUGCAAAGUGGAAUAAAUGUUUCUAUACAAUUCAAA